Molecule: messenger RNA, 1233 nt
Organism: Drosophila erecta
Lineage: Eukaryota; Metazoa; Arthropoda; Insecta; Diptera; Drosophilidae
Gene: mAChR-C
Product: D(1) dopamine receptor
Exons: 2
Coding region: 18-1154 (378 amino acids)
Biological process (GO): adenylate cyclase-activating adrenergic receptor signaling pathway
Cellular component (GO): membrane
Molecular function (GO): G protein-coupled receptor activity
Source: RefSeq, a predicted model, not a curated record
AUUUUCCAUCGCAGCUCAUGGCAUUUACCAGCAGCUCAUCGCCCGCUUGGGACUAUCGAAGCUCCCCGGAAGCGUUGGGUGUUGUCCCGUUCCUGUGGCAGCGGCGGAAUGCCACGGAAACCCCAACGGAAAUGAGUCUCCAGACGACCCAGUUCUCCAGUUUCGGUGUUGGCCAAAUUCUGUGGCUCGCCAUCAAUGCUUUCUUGUUUGCCCUCAUCCUGGGCGGCAAUAUCCUGACCAUUGUGGCGGUGCGCACCUGUCGCCACCUGCGAUCGGUCAUCUCCAAUCUGUUCAUCCUGUCGCUGGCCGUCUCCGACUUCUGUGUGGGAUUGGCUUUGCCCUAUCACCUGGUCUUCUACAUGGGCUCGGAUAUUGGCGCCAUGAGAGGUCCCUGCCUGCUGCGCUUCUUCCUGCUUAUCUGCGCCUGUUGCGUGUCCAUGCUGACUCUAAUCUCGAUUGCGGUGGAUCGGUAUAUAGCAGUGGUCUAUGCCCUGCACUACAGAAGAUACAUGACCCGUCGAGUGGCCUAUAGCAUCAUCAUAUCCAACUGGUGCUUGGGUGCCUUGGUGGCUCUACUGCCCGUUUUCUGGAAUCGAUGGCCGAAGGCACAGGCGUGCGAAUUCGACGAGGUUCUCUCACCCGGUUACAUAGCCGGUGUGAUAACGCCGGGAUUCGGGAUCAUCUGGAUUUGCAUGUUCCUCGUCUACUGGCGCAUCAUGCGCGAGGCAUCCAAGCAAGCGCUGCGAUUGCGGCAGUCGGUGGUCUACAACACGGACGAGGCCAGCACCAUGCGGAGUAUGCUGCUCCAUCCAGACUGGAAAAGCGUGCAGAUUGUGGUAUUCAUCAUGGGCUGCUUCACGCUCUGUUGGCUACCGUACUUCUGCGUGGCCAUUGCCCAGCUAUUCAGCAUCUGCCGGAGCAGCUCGAUGAUCUACAAAACGACGUUUUCUCUGGCCAUUGCCAACUCUGCUCUCAAUCCGAUCAUUUACUCGUGGAAGAACUCCGGCUUCCGGCGAGCCUUUGCCCAAACACUGUGCUGCCGAACGACGAGGCAGUGCGAGGAUCAGUUGCCGGCGGACAGCAAGCACCGCAUGGAGGGCACAUCCUCCUCCGCGGGCUACCAGCAGGAGAUCAAACCGAAGGCCACUCAGUGAUCGACGGAACGGGAAAUCUACCGCUUUGAUUUGGUGGAAUUCACUUGAGAUGAUAGCAAUAAAAGUGGACAUUAUCUUU